GCCCGAACUACCCCGCCAAACACUCAUCCAUCAACCCUCUCCCCAAAAGUUCAGGGGGCCCAGCCCGAUGACAUCAGCUGCUACAGCUGAGCGCCCAGGGCCCAGAAAAAGGCUUUCCUUUGCGAAACCGAAGCCACUCUCCGGAGCUCUCUGCAGCGCGGAGUCGCAGCAUACUGAAAAUGACUGCCUCCAACAUCCUGUCGAUUCCUUUCCGGAAGUCGACCCAGAUUUCGCUCGCCCCCUCGAUCCGCCAGUAUAUCUCGAAAAAGUAUGAUCAGCACCCGGACAUGUUCCGCCAUGACCUCGAAACCAUCGACGCCUUGCGCCGGGACGCCGUCAACUCGCGCGACGCCCACCCCAGUGGCAUCAAGAGGCUCCAAACAUACGCGGGACAACUGGUGUGGAUGAGCGGGAAAUUCCCGAUCGAUAUUGGCGUCGACUUCACCUGGUAUCCCGCGCUCGGUUACCACACCGAACACCCCCUCGUGCAGAAUAACCUCAAGUAUGAGCUCAUGAAUAUUCUCUUCAACCUCGCCGCGCUAUACUCGCAGCUAGCCGUGGCCUCCAAUCGGAGCAACACCGAGGGACUCAAAACCGCCGCGAGCUACUUUUCGCAAGCGGCAGGGGUUCUCAACCACAUGAAGACCGAGAUUCUUCCCGAGCUACGGAUGCCCAAUCCUCCUGACGACAUGGAUGAGGCAACGUUGGAGUCUCUGAUUCAGUUGUUCUUGGCCCAGAGCCAGGAGUGCUUCUGGCAGAAGGCCGUGAUGGACGGGUACAAGGACGCCUCCAUCGCCAAGCUGGCGGCGCGCGUCUCGGAUCUCUACAACCUGGCAGGCGAUGCGGCGAUGCGUAGCGAGGCCAUCAGCUCGGCUUGGAUCCACCACAUGAGCGCGAAGCACCACCACUUUGCCGCCGCCGCGCAGUAUCGUGCCGCCUGCGAUUGUCUGGAGAAGAAACGGUACGGCGAGGAGGUGGCCCGGCUGGCUGAUGCCAUCGCCUGCGUCAACGAGGGCCUGAGGGAGUGCAAGGGAGGCUACAUUAACAAGGCCGUCGUGGAAGACCUCCAGGGUCUCAAGAAACGGUUGGAGAACGACUUGAAACGGGCCGAGAAGGACAACGACGUUAUCUACCUCCAGGUUGUUCCGCCAAAACCGGAGCUGAAGAUUCUCGAGCGUGCCAACAUGGCCGUUGCACGAGUUCCGCCUCAGGUCGCCAAGCCUUAUGAGUAUCUGGGAGACCACGCCGAGUUUGGGCCCGCCCUUUUCACCAAGCUUGUCCCAUUUUCUGUCCAUGUGGCCGUUUCGAUAUAUGACGAGCGGCGGGACCGCCUGGUUAACAACAAUAUUGUCGCCGAGCUUGAGUCAAUGACGGACAAACUGCAUGAAAUCCUCUCCAGCCUGAAUCUGCCCGGUUCACUGCAGGCGCUUGAAAAGCCUUUGGGUUUACCCGGCACGCUUGUCCAACACGCCGACGAGAUUCGCCAAGCAGAUGCCAUCAACCGGCUCCAGCGUGGGCUCACGGAUAUUGAAAAGCUGUGCGCGAGCGACAAGAUGAUAUUUGAAGAAGGAAAAGCGCUUUUGGCAGCCGAAGAAGAAGAAGACAAGAAGCUGCGGCUGAAACAUGGUACCCAGCGCUGGACGAGGCCAGAAUCUCGGCUAGAUCCGAGUCGUGAUGGCGGGGCGAGGUUGUGGAACCAAGCGGCCGAGAUCGACGGUUACUUUGCAUCCAGUACUUCUAGCGAUGCAGUGGUGCGAGAGAAGUUUGCUGCCGUCAAGGAUACGCUGGCCAUCCUCGCCGGUCCUGAUAGGGGGAUCAUGGACUACAUCCCGAAUAGCAGGAAAACCGAGAUUCCCGAGGCCCUCAAGCCAGCCAUAGGAAGGCUGAGAGGAGUGUACAACGAUAUUUUACGCCUGGAGUCCCGAAGGAGAAAACGGGUCGAAUCUCUCAGGGCCAGAAGCCGAGCUGAUGACAUCAAAACGGAUAUUCUUGAGGAAGCAGCGCGCCUGGAGCGUACAUACCCCAACACCCCCAUCGUGCCGGCGCAUUUUGAAGAUUUCUUCGACAAGCGCCUGGACCGCUUGUACGAGCCCGAGCUUGAGGUGGUAGAGAAGGAGCGUGCAGAUCAGGAAAAAUUAGUCGCAGACCUCCAGCGCGCCAACCGUGAAUUCGAGGCGCAAAAGAGAAGCAUAGGGGAGAAGGGGAAUCAUGAGAGGGAAAAAGCGCUACAGCGGCUCGACAGUGCGUACUACAAGUACAAGGAAAUCGUCAGCAAUGUCGAGGUUGGGAGGAAGUUCUACAACGAUCUGAGUAGGAUCGUGGAAGCAUUCCGCAACCAGGCGCGCCACUGGGUCAACGAGCGGAGGAAGGAGGCGCGCGCCCUGGAAGAUGAAAUAUCAAUGCCGCCGCUUGCAUCCCUUUCGCUCGGGCCCCCGCAGUCGCCACAGGCCAAUUCGUACCAGAGCCCGAAUCCAGCCUCCUACUACACACAGACACAGCCCCCGGAACCGCGUCAAAAUAGUGCCCACGCCCACCAGAGCCCGCCACCUGUAGAGGCGCAGAUCCAAAGCUGGGCAGACAAUGUCCAACAGCAACAACCUCGGCCAAAGCCACCCGUCGCUCCCGUGGCUGCCAUGCAAGGUGCGUGGACGCCAGAAAUGGGAAUAAGAUUCUCAGGGCCUCCCGCUGCUGGGGUGAACAGCGCUCCGGCGGCUGGGAGGCAAGGUAGUGGAAACCCUCCAGUAAGAGGAACAUGGGAUCCGAAUUCCGGGAUUCGGUUUGGUUAGAAAGGCUGGGGCUUGAAAUUAGGGCGCGAUGUCAAAGACGGCUUGGUUGUAUGUACUGCCGCAAACUGGGAGAAACGUGCCUGGUA
Molecule: messenger RNA, 2872 nt
Organism: Thermothelomyces thermophilus ATCC 42464
Lineage: Eukaryota; Fungi; Ascomycota; Sordariomycetes; Sordariales; Chaetomiaceae
Exons: 5
Coding region: 180-2786 (868 amino acids)
Cellular component (GO): endosome
Molecular function (GO): protein binding
Source: RefSeq, a predicted model, not a curated record